UUUUUUUUUCAGCAGCCUAUCAGGUAUUAUUUUUCUUAUCUAAACAUAACACUUAUCUCAAAUCCAAACCAUGGAGUGACCAUUGUAACGAUCAGUGAAAUCUAAAUCAUCAACUAACGGUACUCAAAAAUUGCACAUGGCCGCUCUUAAGGCCGUGAUCAUUGCUCUCUCAUUGCUAGUGGUGGCGAUUAUUUAUUCGGAUAUAGUUGAGGAUGAAAAUGAAGAAGAAACUUACUUCGAGGAAUCGGCGACUAGCCCGUCGACUGGUACUGGAUUGGAAAAUUUAAUGUUGGGUCAGCUGUUAACUGGAGAUUCGGGUUCGUUUGAAUCACCCGACUUCCCCACAACUGACCAUAAACUGGAUUGCGUAUGGCUCAUUCAAGUUGAUAAAACAAAAAACAUCCGGCUUGUUUUGGUUGAAUUCGACACUGAAAUGGGUUCCGACUUUUUUCUUGUUCACGACGGACCUAGUACCGAACAUCCAGUUAUUUUAGUGCACAGUGGAAAUUCCAUACCACCCCCCAUCAGAUCCACUGGUCAUGAAUUGCUUAUCCGUUUCGUCACAAACAACAAAGUCACCAGUCGAGGAUUCCAGGCUAAUUAUUUUUCUGUUCCGCAUUGUUUCAAUUCCGUUUAUUCUUCGUCGGGCCUCAUCACGUCUUCCAACUACCCGUCUAGCUAUGAUUGUAAUAUGCGCUGUGAUUGGCUUAUCAGUGUAGGACAGUCGGAGAAAAUUUUAAUGGAAUUUUUAGACGUUAAUACCGAAGAAGAUUAUGACGUUAUACAGAUUUACGAUGGUGAUAGCGAUCUUGCUCCAUUUCUAAACCGAAUUAGUGGAGAUCACAGAGAUGAAGUUAUUUUAACAACAUCUACAUCUAAUGUCGCCUUGAUUCGCUUUAUCACAGAUAAAAGUGUUUCUAAAACGGGUUUUGCGAUGAAAUUUACAGCCGGAAAUCCUGCGGAUUUGGUCCAGUAUUUCAUGAAGGAAUAUUCAAAUUCGGAUUUGACCAAAAAUCUAUACGAUGUCACUGAAAACAUUGUGCAAAUGUUAGCGAAUGUCACUUCUACAGAAUAACUUCAUUCAUAGUAAUUACCUAAUUCAUCAAUGUUAGUCAUCGCUUCCCUUGAAUUUAAUGAAAUCCAUAUCGUUACACUGAUGACCCACGCUAAUGUAAAUAAAAAAAUCUCCAAGAAAAUCGCAUACGGAGUAUUUAGGUUGCAAUUGGUGUUAGCCUGUUAGAUAACGUUUUUACGUAAUCUUUUUUGUUCGCUUAUUUUUCAUUCUUCGCAAUAACAAUAGGAAAUAUUUAUAGGAAAUUCAAGACUGCGGUUUAUUGAAUAUUUACUGAUUAGGUACAGACUACAACACCAUAUACACUUAAAAUCACUGGACAUGUAAGUUACAUUUCAUUUUUAUUUAUCAUCAAAGUAAUUAUGGCAAUCCUAAAAUUUACUUUUUCCAAUAGGUUUUUCCAAGUAGUGCAAGUAGUGCACAAAUACGGAAUAGAAUAAUUAGGCCUCCUAGGCAGGCUAUAUCACGAUUUUAGAAAAAAGUGCAUAGAUACUGGAUUGAAGUUGUAAUUUUCAAGAAUGUCGUUUCCGCUACAAGCGACGUUUUUUUCAUAAGCUGCGUAAAUACCGGUAAGAACUUCUAUAAAAUUUGCAAUGGGUCCAUCCGCGUUUUCAGGAAGAAAAUCAGUGAAUUUAGUGAUGUUGUAGCCGACAUAUUGACAAUCUGUGUUGUUGAACUCGACGCCGUACCACUGGUUAAUGGAUAGGGCUUCAUUGCCGUACAUAAACCAGGACAGGUAGCUUAUCCAGUCCAGGUAAACAGGAACCGAACCGUUUUGCAGGAAAAAACCACCGAAAAGCAGUACAGGAAUAAUCAUGGGUGCUGAAAUAGCAAGAGCAACUUGAGGCGUCGAAGCGAUACACGAAACAAAAUACCCUAUAUUUAAAAAAUAAUCAAUUAAUCUAUGCUUUUUUUUUAAAUUCCAUAACUCACCGAAAGAGGUGGCGACGUUUGUCACAAGGAUAAUGAUCCCUGCCCCGAUAAAAAAUCUUUCCACUGCCGGAUUUAAGCCAAUGAUGUAAUAUGGAAUUGCAAAGCCGAUGAACGGGAAAACGAUGUAAACCGCCAAUUCAGCAAAUGUUUUGGACAAAAAGUAGACGUCCGUCCGGUACAUGCCAUUAAAAUGCUCACGCAAGAAUAUUGGCAAUUCGAAUGAAAAGGUCUGAGUGUAAGUAAAUCCAUUUUGUUUAUGUGCAGCCAUAUUUAGCUU
Molecule: messenger RNA, 2282 nt
Organism: Daphnia pulex (common water flea)
Lineage: Eukaryota; Metazoa; Arthropoda; Branchiopoda; Diplostraca; Daphniidae
Product: deleted in malignant brain tumors 1 protein-like
Exons: 7
Coding region: 137-1075 (312 amino acids)
Source: RefSeq, a predicted model, not a curated record